UUUCCAGGUACAUGUAUUCGUGUUUACCCUACUCCCAAUUCCAUAUUCUUUGUGAUAUUUUUUAGAUUGAUAACAGUUCCUUUUCUACAAUUUUUCACCUUGCAUAACUUUGAUAGGCCUGGUUACCAACUAGGUCUAGUUGCUUCCGAAUUUGAUGCUUGCAUCAAUCCACUUGAGCCCGAUCCGGGACCGUCUGGAGUACUAGAUUUAUCGCAUGCCGAGAUAAAUCGCUUACAUCAAUAUUAAAAUACCUUUCGAAAACCUUGUGCAAUCAGCAUACAUGUGUGUAGUGGUAUAAUACAUGAUAAAGUAGCUACUCUGUAUUUUGUUUUAUCACAUAUCAGCAGAUUAAAGCUUUCAUAACAAAAUGUAUUAAUGUGUAUAUUGAUAUAAGCGAUAGUGGCGUGACUAAACGAAAAUCAUGGACACGAUCGGAGAGAGGAAAACUGAGAUCACCGAAAAGCUACAAAGAAGAGAAGAAGAGCGUCUUGCAGGACUGCAGAGGAAAAAAGAAGAAAGGGGAAAUGAUUGGGGAAAUGAUUUAACAACGCUUGAAGGCGCCAAGUAUUUUAUAGAAAAUUUUAACAAAGAAAAGUCCGACAUACUGGGCACACUGGAAAAAAUUGACACACUCUGUAAAAGUGAGACUAUAAUUGAACUUGACAGAGCUACGGAAAGACUGUUAAGUCUGCAAAAGUUCCACGCAGAUUCCACCAUGUUUUUACCUUCAUAUGAUGUCAGACAAAGCCAGGAAGUUCUCAGCAAUUUGCAGUCCCGUAUUCAAGAGAAAAGAGAGAAGCUCUAUCCCAAAAAGAAGUUUGCAUUUUCUUCGAAAAAGAAAUCCACCAAACAAGAAGAAAACAAGAAAGAAUCCAAUAAGAUGAUGCCAAUUGCACAUGAAUAUGGUGUACAACUGUCUGACUGUACAAUUCAAAAGAAAUGUCAUGAAUGUAUAGAAAUGACGGAUACUGCACUGAUUAAGAAAGAUGUAGGUUUAUUUGACAGCAGUUUUUGCACUUUCAGAUUAUUUGGUGCCCCUUCAACUGUUCACAUAAAGAAUUUAACAGAUUGUGUCAUUAUUUCUGGUCCUGUGUCAAGCUCUAUCUUUAUUAGCGAUUGUAAAAACUGCACAUUUGUGAUAGCUUGUCAGCAACUGAGAACACAUUCAACAACAAAGUCGAAGUUUUAUCUGCAUGUCACGAGUCGAGCAAUUAUAGAGGACUGUUCACAACUAGAAUUUGCACCAUACACCCUCAGCUACAUGAAGUUGGAGGAACACUUCGUUGCUGCAGGACUAGACAAACUGAAAAACCAUUGGAAUGAUGUUGAUGAUUUUAACUGGCUUGCCAGUGAUGUACACUCUCCAAAUUGGAGUAUCAUUAGUGAAGAAGAAAGAGAAAAAUUUUGUUAUUAAGAUAUUUGUGUCCAUAAUUAUUUAAGAUGUAUUGACAUUCAUCAUGUCCUUAAAAUUACCAAAUUAUAAUUGAGUUGCUUGAGCUUGCUGCAUUGAUAGGAGCUUUUUGAUAAUGAAUUUUUUUUAGCCACCUGUAUCUCCAAUAAACCUGAACAAAAUAA
Messenger RNA from Ostrea edulis (European flat oyster), 1575 nucleotides. RefSeq names its product tubulin-specific chaperone C-like. Lineage: Eukaryota; Metazoa; Mollusca; Bivalvia; Ostreida; Ostreidae. Gene Ontology annotation, biological process: tubulin complex assembly; post-chaperonin tubulin folding pathway. Gene Ontology annotation, molecular function: tubulin binding. Gene Ontology annotation, cellular component: cytoplasm. The coding region runs from base 422 to 1414 and encodes 330 amino acids. The transcript has a single exon. The record is from RefSeq and is a predicted model, not a curated record.